Molecule: messenger RNA, 1270 nt
Organism: Achroia grisella
Lineage: Eukaryota; Metazoa; Arthropoda; Insecta; Lepidoptera; Pyralidae
Gene: Polr2M
Exons: 1
Coding region: 3-932 (309 amino acids)
Biological process (GO): transcription elongation by RNA polymerase II; intracellular signal transduction
Cellular component (GO): nucleus; intracellular anatomical structure
Molecular function (GO): transcription elongation factor activity
Source: RefSeq, a predicted model, not a curated record
UCAUGAAGAAAAUAAAUAAGAAAAUACCCGGAAUUUUACCGCCUCCACCUAAGACAGAAAUUGAUGGCAAAAUCAUUGAUUUAUCAACGAAAACCGUCCAAGAAUUGAGAGAACUUAGUGAGAGACAGUUAAAACUUCUUAAUAACAAAUCUUUUAUAAAUAAAUUAGCAGAUAAAGGAGAUAAAAUCCAGUCGUUUUAUAAUAAAAUAGCUAGUACAUUAAAAGAGAAGGAAGAGGAAGAACAGACAUGUCGUUUGUUUAAUGGUAUGAAACUUGAUAGUUCAGCCGUGGAGAGUGUGGAAUGGGAAGGAAAACUUACAAGUAAAAGUGAUGAAUAUCUAGAUUCUGAUGACAAUAGUGAACCUGAGGAUGUUCUACACAUUCUCAGUCAAAGCACAUCCCUAGAAAAACAAGUGAAAGUCUUAAAGCCUGAGAAAUCUACAAUAACAGCAAUAGACUUGGCAGACAUUAGUGAUGUACCACAUGUAAAGUAUUUAGUUGAUAAAACUGAACACAAUGUGAAUAUAAAACAGUUAGAACAGUUCAAACCAUACAAGACAACAAAAUCAAAUGUACAUGAUCCUGAAAAAGAGGUCCGUAGGAAAAAACAUAAAAACUGGGAAGUCACUGCGGCAACACCACCACCUAUUGUGCAUGGUCCAGCAAAGUUAUUGUCCUUAGAGGAAUCAUUGAAACUCCAACAAUCAUAUAAUACACAUUUGAAGGAGGUUGAAGCCAAACAUGCUGCAGAAAAGUUGCUAGCUCGGACUGAAAUUAAAAUGGCUGCCCUUCCUGCAGAUAUUACUAAGUUUGGUAAGUAUAGAGAAGCAGAUAGUGAUGAUUCAGAUGUGUCAGACAUUGAUGGUAGUGAUAAAGAAGUUCAUGAUGAAGAACCAGAGAGAGGUGGUGUUGUUUUCACUGUUAUGAAGUAACAUUAAUAAGACUGUUGAAAUUAGAGAAUGUUCUUAAUUUAAACAUAUUUAUACGUUAUGAAUUUAAAUUUAGAACAGUCUAUGUUAAGGCAAAGCCGCAACAUAGACUAAAACAUUACACUUUUCAAAUAGAGUUAUAGUUCAAUUGAUGUGUGAUAAAAUCUAAAAAAUACUAAAUUAGAAGCCAGUGCAGAUGAUAAGCAUUAAAUAAGUAUAUAAAUAUGGCAAUAAUAACUAAACAAUAUAUCAUAGUCUGAAAGAAUUGGCUAUAAUUGAAUGGUUUGUAUUUUGAAACUAGUAGAUUGUUGAGAAACUAUUUUUGUUUAUGAAAUUAUGUA